UUAUGCUGUGAAUUGUGAUGCUUUAAGCUUCGAAAUGAGCUUCAGUACCUUAGCUUUCCGGCUAGUUGAGAGAGGCAUGUCAUAGAUGUGAAGUCACAGUUGUGGAGGACUGUGUAGAAGAAUCAGGCUGUGAUAUUAAUGAGCAGAAAGGGAGCAAAUCACCUAUUAAUCACACCUGUCCAAUAUGCUUGCAACAUUUCCCUUCCGAGGCCAUUGAACUUCAUGCAAGUUCAUGUGGUGAAAGUGCUCCUGACAGAAGUUUGGAAGUUACAGACAUAACUUUGCCCAGCUGUAGUUUUAAACCUCUGGAGGAUUGGCAGUCAGUCCCAGACCCCACCAAGGCUAUGUCUCAGUUUCGAGAGGGACAACUUCAUAAUCAUGCAACAGAGACACCUUUGAAUAUGCACAUGGACAUGAGAAGCACUCCAGCAGAGCGAGAUAGGGCUCUUCUCUCUUUCUACAAGAAGCCUCAUGUGGAAUGGGCUCGGCCUUUGCACUGCAUAUUGGAAGGUGAUUGUGCAGUUGGUGAAGGUGUUACACGAUUCUUUUUCUCAAACUCUAUUGAAAAACUGAAGUCUGGAUUUUCUGUAAACCUCGCAAACGCUGGAGUCACCAAACUCUUUGAGGGAGAAACGGACCACUUGGUGCCAUCAUCUUCCCCCUUUCUUGUCGACAGUGAUCUCUUUGUUGUUGCUGGGAGAAUUCUGGGACACUCUUUCAUACACGGAGGACCAUGCUUAUCUGGUUUAAGUCCAGCUUUCGUGCAUGUACUACUGGGAGGAAAUCCUGACACUGCAACUGUACAACUAAACGACUGUCCAGACUUGGAUAUCCGUGAUACAGUCAAGCUUCUUGAGAAGUCUGAACUUUCGGAGCAAGAAAUAAAUCAAGUGCAAGUCUUGGCAUAUGCCUGGGAUCUACCCGGUGUUACUAAUACCAACAGGAGAUGGCUUUUUGAAAAGAUGCUCAUCCAUGCUGUAAUUGGACGACUAUCAAGGCAAAUCAAACAAUUAAGACGUGGCCUGAAGGAAACCCCGAUUUGGGCAUUUUUGCUUCAACGCCCAGAUGCAGUGCCUUUCCUUUUCCCAAGAGAAACAAUGGAGUGUAACCCAGAGUUAAUUCUGCAGGCAAUUUGCUGGCCUGGACAAGAGGAAGAGGAUUCGGACUCUGAAUAUUCCCUAGCAACCAAAUGCUGCAUCUCUGGAUUCCUCUGGAUGUUUUAUAAAAUAGACAAUUAG
Molecule: messenger RNA, 1238 nt
Organism: Astyanax mexicanus (Mexican tetra)
Lineage: Eukaryota; Metazoa; Chordata; Actinopteri; Characiformes; Acestrorhamphidae
Exons: 10
Coding region: 345-1238 (297 amino acids)
Molecular function (GO): ubiquitin-protein transferase activity
Source: RefSeq, a predicted model, not a curated record